Messenger RNA from Capronia epimyces CBS 606.96, 960 nucleotides. RefSeq lists its product as uncharacterized. Bases 1 to 960 code for a protein of 319 amino acids. The record is from RefSeq and is a predicted model, not a curated record. Lineage: Eukaryota; Fungi; Ascomycota; Eurotiomycetes; Chaetothyriales; Herpotrichiellaceae. Gene Ontology annotation, molecular function: hydrolase activity. The transcript is spliced from 3 exons.
AUGAGCUACGCGGACUCUUGGCUCGAGUUGGAGAAGAAUCUAGGCGGUCGUGUGGUGCUGCAUGGAACCCCUGAGGAGAUACAGGCCCAGAAUGAUCAGCUGAUUGAGAUAUUACUGCCCCAACUACCUGCACCGUCGGAGGCCGUCGAGAGUAAAGACGGCGAAGUCGACGGGGUCAAAUACCGGCUGUACACGCCCAAGGAAGCAUCGAAACAAGGCCCUCUGCCGGUCGGAAUCUGGACACAUGGUGGCGGGUGGAUGACGGGCGAUCUCAACUCAGACGAUCUUCUUUGCAGAGUUGUUGCCGAGCAUGCCCCGUCCAUCAUCGUCAGUGUCGACUAUCGGCUGACGCCAGAGCACAAGGUCCCUACACAACUGCAGGAUACGUUGAAAAUCUAUCGAUGGGCGCACCAAAACGCGAGCUCGUUCGGCGGAGAUGCAGACAAAUUCUAUACCAUCGGUGGCUCUGCUGGUGGUGCGCUGGCUCUUCAGGUCGCCAACCAACUCACCAAGGAUCCCUCAAAGCGCAGUAAUAUCAAAGGCGUCGCUGCUGUCGUCCCGUGCACCCUUCAUUGGGAUUACGUGCCGGCCGAGUACCAGGGCAUUUUCAAGGCUUACGAGGACAACAAGGAGAAUGUCCCGAUCAUCGACAAAGGCUCGAUGGAGGUCUUCUAUCACCAUGCCGGGGUCGACCCCAAGGACAGCGACAUCUUCACUGCUUUGGCCACCGAGAACCACAAGAACUUUCCACCAACGUACUUUGUCAGUUGUGAGAAGGAUCCACUGCGAGACGACGCGUAUGUAAUGGAAGCGGCGCUGAAGAAAGCUGGUGUCCCCACGAAGCAUGAUCAUUACAAGGGCUUGCCGCAUUACUUCUGGAUCUUCCCCUCGGUGCCCGAAGGCCAACAGUUUGUGGGAAAUCUGAUAGGCGGGGUGAAAUGGUUGCUUUCGCAAUCUUGA